Messenger RNA from Arachis ipaensis, 3215 nucleotides. It is a transcript of the gene EMB140, whose product is annotated as EMBRYO DEFECTIVE 140. Gene Ontology annotation, biological process: RNA processing. Gene Ontology annotation, cellular component: nucleus. Gene Ontology annotation, molecular function: RNA binding; protein binding. Lineage: Eukaryota; Viridiplantae; Streptophyta; Magnoliopsida; Fabales; Fabaceae. The record is from RefSeq and is a predicted model, not a curated record.
GAACUCUGCCGUCGCUGCGCCGAGGAGGAAGACCUUGAACUUCCGCCGCCGCCGCCGCCGUCGUCUUCUGAACGAUAUGUCUGUUCGGUCUCCGCCCUUGGAAGCUGGCUUGUGAGUCUUCAGUGGUGAAGUGAAGAAGAAGGAAUAACAGUGGUCGUCGUCUGGUCUUUGUCUAAUCGCCGUUGUCUGGCCACCGUCGCGCUCAACUUCUCUCCGUCAUUGUCUGCCCAGACUACUAAGUUCGAAGGUCCUAAUGGAGUAAUGGUUAUGUUUGGUGGCUGGAAAGUUUGUCUCUGCUUUGUAUGUUGCAGCAGUGAAAGCUAAUUCAGUUGAAAAGGUGCAGUCUGAGAUUUUUCAGUUUGUUGAGUCAGUGAUUGAAAAUAUGAUCCGCUCACAGCUUCUGCAUCAAAAUUUUGAACAAUAAGCCAUUUAUCCCUACAAUCUUUCAGCCCCAAUUUGGAAACCCUAGCAAAAAGCUUCAACAAGACACCUUCCUUCCCAGCCAUGUCCAAGGCACCACAAGAGGGAGACUCUGCUCUCAAAUCCUCACCUGAACCUAGCAAUCAUGAGGAACUUAAAGAUGGAGAGCGAAAAGUGAUCGUGGAGAGUGGAGAGAAGGAGGAAGUAAUGAACGAGAUAUCAGAUAAUUCUGAUUCUGAUUCAGAUGAUGAGGCUCAGCAGAACCUCCAGCUCCAAUCCCUAGAAGCUGGGCUUACUGCUAAUCCCUACAACUAUGAUUCUCACUCGCAGUAUAUAAAGCUUCUGAGGAAAAUGGGUGACGUUGAGAAAUUGAGAGCAGCAAGGGAAGCUAUGAGUGAACUCUUUCCGUUGAGCCCUGCAAUGUGGCAAGAAUGGAUCAAAGAUGAACUCUCUCUCAACACUGAUUCGCAGGAUUCUUCCUCUGUGAUUGUGAAGCUUUACGAGCGUGCCGUGUUCGAUUAUAUGUCUGUGUCUCUUUGGUGUGACUACAUCAAUUUCGUGCAAGAGUUUGACCCAAUUGUACGGCAAUGUUCGCCAGCCGGUAUUUCCAAGGCAAGGGAUCUUUUUGAGGGAGCACUUACCGCGGCCGGUUUGCAUGUUGCUGAAGGUAGCAAAAUAUGGGAAGCAUAUAGGCAAUAUGAGCAGGCUAUAUUCCUAACGAUUGAUGAAACUGAUACACAGGCGAAAGAGAAACAAGUUCAACGCAUUCGAGGUUUAUUUCAUCGGCAAUUAUCUGUUCCUCUUGCUGAUAUGAGUUCAACAUUUACAGACUAUAAGACUUGGGAGGAGGAACAAGGAAGUGUUCAGGAUCCUAAUAUUGUAUCCGCAUACCAAAAGGCCUUGGAGAUGUAUAAUGCUCGUGGUCAUUUUGAAGAACAUGUUACUAGAUUGGAUUCACCUGAUUCAGAAAGACUACAACACUACUUGAGCUAUUUGAAAUUUGAGGAAACUUCUGGAACACCUGCGAGAGUUCAAGUUCUGUAUGAACGAGCCAUCACGGACUUUCCUAUAUCACCUGAUCUCUGGCUUGGCUACACUCGAUACAUGGACAAGACUUUGAAGGUUGGUAGUGUUGUCAGCAACAUUUAUUUCAGGGCCACUAAGAACUGUCCUUGGGUUGGGGAACUUUGGGUAAGAUAUCUGCUUUGUAUGGAGCGCAGUCAUGCUUCUGAGAAAGAGUUGGCCGAAGUCUUUGAGAAGUCCUUGCGAUGCACCUUUUCAACUCUUGAUGAGUAUCUUGAUUUGUUUCUCACUCGGAUAGAUGGCUUAAGGCGAAGAAUGGCAUCCACUGGUGAAGAGGAUCAGCUGGAAUACACAAAAAUAAGGGAGGUCUUCCAGCAGGCAUCAGAUUACCUGUCGCCACAGUUGAAGAAUACAGAGGGUUUGCUGCACUUGCAUGCUUAUUGGGCCCGUUUAGAGGCAAAACUUGGAAAAGACAUAACUGUGGCACGUGGAGUUUGGGAGAAUUUUCUUAAGAUAUGUGGAUCAAUGUUGGAGGCAUGGAAAAGUUAUAUAGCAAUGGAAGUUGAAUUAGGUCACAUAAACGAGGCGAGGUCCAUAUACAGGAGAUGCUACAGUAAAAGGUUUUCUGGAACUGGUUCAGAGGAUAUAUGCGACUCGUGGUUGCGCUUCGAGAGGGAGUUUGGCAAGCUCGAAGAUUUUGAUCAUGCUUUACAAAAGGUUACUCCUCGUCUGGAACAGCUAUAGUCGUAGGAAAAAUGCUCACGACAAGAGAAAGCUUGGGUCUGACAUUAGCAAAGAACAGACUCCUGCCAAGCGACCAAGAGGUGUUGAUAGAGUGGCAGAGAAAACACAUGUGGAAAAUAAACAUCAUGGGCAGAAUUCUUCUCAGGAGACAAAACUGGAAGAUGUCAAUUCAAGGAAUAACAAAUCUGAUGACAACCUUCCCCCAAAAGAAAGCAAGACAUACUCUGACCAGUGCACUGCUUUUAUUUCAAAUCUUCAUGUUAAAGCAAACUAUGAACAUGUCCGUAAUUUCUUCAGUGAUGUCGGUGGAGUUGUUGCCAUUCGUAUCUUGAAUGACAAUUUCACUGGAAAAUCAAGGGGACUGGCAUAUGUGGACUUCUUGGAUGAUGAGCACCUUGCUGCAGGUUUAGCUAAGAACAAGCAGAAGUUACUCGGGAAGAGGUUAAGUAUUCUUCGAUCUGAUCCAAAGCGUGGGAAAAUGAAGUCUUCUGCUCCAAAAUCCUUAAAAGAACAUGCAGAUGCUCCGGAUCAUUCCAGUCGAAAAGGUUCCAUGUCCAAAGAAACCGGUGAUACUUCCAAGGUAUCAGAUGUAAAGGAUGAGGGGAUCUCUUCUAGAAAGCCAAGGAAGAAUACUUUUGCUAUGCCUAGAAAUGUCAAACUGCAUGGUGUCGCUGCAAAUAGAUCAAAAACAGAAGAAGACGAUGAAAAGCCAAAAUCCAAUGAUGAAUUCAGAAAAAUGUUUAUCCAUUAAGGGUAAUCCUGAAUGUGGUGCCAAUACUUUGUAACUCUGAGGAUAGCAGUUAUCUCUGAGAUGUAUUUGGGUAGAAAGUAUGCAAGUUACCUGUCUUGUAUGUCACUUUGUUCUUUUGCGUAGUAGUAAAAGAGUACCAAUUACUUAUAGGCAUCCUAUCCUAUCCUAUAACUACACUUGAAAUUGAUCUUCAUUUUCAAGGCGUUCCUGGUGUACGUUCUUUUGAUUUUGAAAUUUGAAGUUUAAAUAUAUAUAAGCCUAUCAAACAUUCAAACCA